GCGGCGUCGGAUCUGGCGUGGGGACCGGUCUCUGCCUGCGCGUGCGCGUUGCGAACCUUCCCCUGCGCUGUUUUGUGCUUCAACAUGGAAUUCCGCUCGGCUCGGGGAGCAGUCCUGCAGCUGCUGCGUACGGUGGCUCCGGCAGACCUCCCAGCGCUGAUUGAGUGGAUGCGAACUACCCACUAGAAGAGAACAUUCUCAACCUGAUAAUGGGCAUCUGUGAAAAAUCUACAGCUAACCUCAUACUUAAUGGUGAAAGACUGAGUUCUUUCCCCUAAAUUCAGAAAUGACAAGAAUGUGCACUCAUUACUACUAUCCAGCAUCAUAAUACAGCUUCUGGCCAGUACAAUACGGAAGAAAAAGAGGAGGGAGGCAUUUCAGUUAGGAACAGGAGAUUUUGAUGAAUUCACUCAAGACAAUAAUGACAUUAUGUUGAAAAACAUAGCGGAGGACCUUCGGAAUUGCUUACCUCUUGACACAAUGCUGUCCUCAGAACAUCUAUCCCUCCGAAAAAUAGAGCAGCAGCCAGAACCCACAGUUCACGUUGAUGCAUUCCUUUAUGAUGAAGACUUUAUUGAUUCAUUAUGUGAGGAAGGAAAAAUGAGCAGAAACUACUGUAUGGUGUGUGGCUCACAUCAGACUGCACCUUUAGGAUUUAUUUCUCAUUCCUUCUCCCUCGUGGAAUUGAAGUUCAUUUAUCAUCAUGUACUCCCUGAUCUGUCGGGAAAAGUCUUGGUUGACGUUGGCUCCAGGCUUGGCACGGUCCUUUAUGGGGGUUAUCUUUACAGUUCAGCACUGCAGCUAUAUGGAGUAGAAUUGAAUGGAGACUUUUGCCAAUUGCAGGAAAUGGUCAUAAAAAAAUACCAGUUUACUGACAGAGUAAAGGUGCUUCAUGCAGACAUCUGUACCCAGGGUUCACUUCUGCAAAAUGCUGAUGUUAUUAUAAUGAAUAAUGUCUUCGAAUAUUUUCUUGAUGAAGCAGAACAGGCCAGAGCCUGGGAAUGUAUCAGCCAUAAUGUAAGGAAACAAGGAUCGUUAUUAGUAACAGUACCAAGUCUUGAAGAUUCUCUUUCACGCCUGCAGAUUAAUAUACAAUUAUCUUCCUGGGUUGAAGAGGUAACACUGAACUAUGAUGUAUACCCAGAAAAGCAUAUUGACAGAGAAGCUCUUGAACAAAUUCAUUUGUAUAAGAUUCUAUAACAUAAAAUAGUCCUACCUCAGCAUAAUGUUUUGUUGAAUAUAUUACAAAUUAAUAAAAAAGAAACAUCACCCCAAUACCUGGACACAUACUUCUGUAUAUUUCUUUUAGACUUAUAUAUAUGUUUACCUAUUUGUAAAUAGUUGUAUAUGUAUAUGUACAUAUACAUAGUUGUGUAUAGACACAUAGUUGUGUCUAUAUACAACUUUGAUUUCUGUGAUAAUUUAAUUAAAAUAUUUACCUGAA
This is a messenger RNA of Canis lupus familiaris (dog), 1444 nucleotides long. RefSeq lists its product as uncharacterized. The transcript has 9 exons. NCBI's taxonomy places the organism in Eukaryota, Metazoa, Chordata, Mammalia, Carnivora, Canidae. The coding region runs from base 430 to 1200 and encodes 256 amino acids. Gene Ontology annotation, molecular function: methyltransferase activity. The record is from RefSeq and is a predicted model, not a curated record.